UCAUGUUUCGCACAACAUCGUUCUGUUACUUCCUGUUUCCAGAGCGCGAGAAGACUCUGUGUGAGCGUCACAGAGAGAGCGUCCAGACGUCCUCCGGCUCCGGCAUCUUGUCCUUCUUCCGUCCUCGGCCGGCCGUCGGUCAGUACGUCCCUCAGUGUGACCCUCACGGCGCCUACGAGCCCACGCAGUGCCACGGCAGCAUCGGACAGUGCUGGUGCGUGGACGCCAACGGCCAGGAGAUCCCCAACACCCGCACCGGACCCGGCAGCACCCCUCUGUGUAUCAACCAGGCGCCGACUCCUGCUCCGGUGGGUCCGACCCCGCGGCCCGACGUUCACCCCGUCGCUCCGGGAACGCAUCUGCUAUUCGCUCAGAGCGGGAAGAUCGAGCGCGUUCCUCUGGACGGAUACAACAUAAAGAAGGAGGAGGCCAAACCUCUGCUGCACAUCCCCGAUCGGGUGGUGAUCGCCGUGGCCUACGACUGCGUUGAGAAGAUGGUGUACUGGACCGACAUCACCGGGCCGGCUAUCAGCAAGGCCAGACUGAGCGGAGGAGACGUCAUCCCGGUCGUCACUACAG
Plectropomus leopardus (leopard coralgrouper) is the source of this 579-nucleotide messenger RNA. The record is from RefSeq and is a predicted model, not a curated record. NCBI's taxonomy places the organism in Eukaryota, Metazoa, Chordata, Actinopteri, Perciformes, Serranidae.